This is a messenger RNA of Dama dama (fallow deer), 3921 nucleotides long. RefSeq names its product adducin 1 (gene ADD1). Lineage: Eukaryota; Metazoa; Chordata; Mammalia; Artiodactyla; Cervidae. The transcript is spliced from 16 exons. The record is from RefSeq and is a predicted model, not a curated record. Gene Ontology annotation, biological process: positive regulation of establishment of endothelial barrier; positive regulation of adherens junction organization; barbed-end actin filament capping. The coding region runs from base 178 to 2568 and encodes 796 amino acids. Gene Ontology annotation, molecular function: actin filament binding. Gene Ontology annotation, cellular component: postsynaptic density; cytoskeleton; plasma membrane.
AGGGCUGAGGGGGCGGGAGGCCGGGCGGGCCGGGGCUGCGGGCCGGAGUUCGCUCCGCGGACAGGGGGCGGAGCCGGAGCCGGAGUCGCCGGAGCGGACGGGAGGCUGUCGCACUGGGACCUGGGAGCCCUCGCGCUGCCCGCCAUUCGCCUCUGAGGAACCUAGAAGGAUUGUGCGAUGAAUGGUGACACUCGGGCUGCAGUGGUGACCUCACCACCCCCGACCACAGCCCCUCACAAAGAGAGGUAUUUCGACAGAGUGGAUGAGAACAAUCCAGAAUACUUGCGAGAGAGGAACAUGGCACCAGACCUUCGCCAGGACUUCAACAUGAUGGAGCAAAAAAAGAGGGUGUCCAUGAUUCUGCAAAGUCCCGCUUUCUGUGAAGAAUUGGAGUCAAUGAUACAGGAACAGUUCAAGAAGGGGAAGAAUCCCACAGGCCUGUUGGCAUUGCAGCAGAUUGCAGAUUUCAUGACCACAAACGUACCCAAUGUCUACCCGGCAGCUCCACAGGGGGGAAUGGCGGCCUUGAACAUGAGUCUUGGUAUGGUGACUCCUGUGAAUGACCUGAGAGGGUCUGAUUCUAUUGCCUAUGACAAAGGGGAGAAGUUACUGCGGUGUAAACUGGCAGCGUUUUAUAGACUAGCGGAUCUCUUUGGAUGGUCUCAGCUUAUCUACAAUCAUAUCACAACCAGGGUGAGCUCUGAGCAGGAGCAUUUCCUCAUCGUACCUUUUGGACUUCUCUACAGCGAAGUGACUGCAUCCAGUUUGGUUAAAGUCAAUCUACAAGGAGACAUAGUAGAUCGUGGGAGCACUAAUCUGGGAGUGAACCAGGCUGGCUUCACGUUGCAUUCCGCCAUUUAUGCCGCACGCCCGGACGUGAGGUGUGUCGUGCACAUUCACACACCGGCCGGCGCUGCGGUCUCUGCGAUGAAGUGUGGCCUCUUGCCCAUCUCCCCGGAGGCACUUUCCCUUGGAGAAGUGGCAUACCACGAUUAUCAUGGGAUUCUGGUCGAUGAGGAAGAAAAAAUUUUAAUUCAGAAAAAUUUGGGGCCUAAAAGUAAGGUUCUUAUUCUCCGGAAUCACGGUCUUGUGUCUGUUGGAGAGAGCGUUGAGGAGGCCUUCUAUUACAUCCACAACCUUGUGGUUGCGUGUGAGAUCCAGGUUCGAACUCUGGCAAGUGCGGGAGGGCCAGACAAUUUAGUCCUCCUGGAUCCUGGAAAGUACAAAGCCAAGUCCCGGGCCCCUGGGUCCCCAGCAGGGGAAGGCAGCGGAUCACCACCCAAGUGGCAGAUCGGUGAGCAGGAGUUUGAAGCCCUGAUGCGGAUGCUGGAUAAUCUGGGUUAUAGAACUGGCUACCCUUACCGAUACCCUGCUCUGAGAGAGAAAUCUAAAAAAUACAGCGAUGUGGAGGUUCCUGCCAGUGUCACAGGUUACUCCUUUGCUAGUGACGGUGAUUCGGGCACGUGCUCCCCUCUCAGACACAGCUUUCAGAAGCAGCAGCGAGAGAAGGCAAGGUGGCUGAACUCGGGCCGGGGCGACGACGCGUCUGAGGAGGGGCAGAGCGGCGGCAGCCCCAAGGCGAAGACUAAGGUGUGGACGAGCGUUGCACACGAUCGCGUGAAACCCUUGCUGCAGUCUCUCUCGUCCGGUGUCUGCGUGCCAAGCUGUAUUACCAACUGCUUGUGGACUAAAGAGGAUGGACACAGAACUUCCACCUCUGCUGUCCCUAACCUGUUUGUUCCAUUGAACACUAACCCAAAAGAGGUCCAGGAGAUGAGGAACAAGAUUCGAGAGCAGAACUUGCAGGACAUUAAGACGGCUGGCCCCCAGUCCCAGGUGUUGUCUGGUGUGGUGAUGGACAGGAGCCUUGUCCAGGACGCACCCCUCUCUGACUGUACGGAAAGAAUCGAAGGGCUCGAGCGUACAGAGCAGACCUUUAGUCCCGCUAAGUCUCUCUCUUUUAGAAAGGGUGAGCUAGUGACGGCCUCCAAGGCCAUCAUUGAGAAGGAAUACCAGCCGCACGUCAUCGUGAGCACCACCGGCCCCAACCCCUUCAACACGCUCACGGACCGCGAGCUGGAGGAGUACCGCAGGGAGGUGGAGCGCAAGCAGAAGGGCCCCGAAGAGAAUCUGGACGAACCGAGAGAAGAGCAAGAGAAGAGCCCUCCGGAGCCACACACACCUCCCAGCUCCCCGGUCAAGCUGGAGGAAGACCUGCCGCAGGAGCCGCCCUCCGGAGAUGACAGUGACGCCGCCACCUUCAAGCCGACUCUGCCCGACCUGUCCCCCGAUGAGCCUUCAGAAGCGCUCGGCUUCCCGACGUUGGAGAAGGAAGAGGAGGGGCUGGGUGAAGCCGGGGGCCCUCCAAGCCCCCCUGGGUCCCCCACCAGGUCCCCCCUGGCGGCCAGCCCUGAGCCAGCCCCAGCCCAGGCAGCUGAGGAGGCCGCCUCCCCAGUGGCCGAGGACCCUGGCAGUGAUGGGUCUCCGGGCAAGUCCCCGUCCAAAAAGAAGAAGAAAUUCCGCACUCCUUCCUUCCUGAAGAAGAGCAAGAAGAGGAGCGACUCCUGAAGGCCCUUCCUGCACAUACCGGUGCGGCCAGACUGUCCUGGUCGCGUCGCGUGUCCCGCCUCCCUGUGUAAUGGAAUGCAGAGGCCCGUCCCUGUGUAGCUAGCGCAUCCCUCCCGGUGUGACCAGCCCCCACGUAGACCGGUGCUAACCUCGUGUGCGUGCAGCGGCCUGGCCCGCGGCCUCAGGUUCUGGGGGAGACGUGGGCUCCGCGUCCAUCUCUGAGCCAGCCCUGCCCUGCAGGGGUCAGCACUGGGGCCCCUCUUUAGCUCCUUGAGGACACUGUCCCCCGGGAGCUGAGUCAGGGUCCUAGCUGGAUGGGGGCAGACCUGCCCGCUCUGGCCUUCCCCACUCCUGCUCUCCUCCUCUCGUGGAGUAACCCGCGCCCCAUCUCUGCUAGGCUCUCCUUCACCCCCAGGUCUCAGGUGACUGAAUCAGACCCGUAGCUUCCUGCUGGUGUUGCCUGGUCAGUGAUCUUUGUUCAGAUACACAGCCUCGGUCCUGUGAAAGCGCCCCGACAGCCCAGGCCCUGGGAUGGCCUUGGAGAGGGUCAGGGCUGAGCCGGCGCCCCAGUAGCUUGUGGCGCAGCUGGUGCUGGUCUCCAGUCCCCUCGGCCAGAACCAGACCCGGGGCCACGCUUCCCCCUGGGGCCUCCUGACCGGUCGUAGGGAUGCUUCCCCGGGGGGCGGCCCUGUGGACCUCCCCAGCAGACCUGCAGCUCCCGCAGCACCGGCAGCAUGCAUGGGCUGCGCUCUGCUGCUGUCUGUCCUGGGGAGGGCCCGGCACUGAGGCGGGCCUGCGCCCAGCUUGGCCUGGGGCGCUCCUUCCCUUGGUUAAAGGGCAGCUCGGGGCAGGAGUUGGCCCCAGAGGUCCACUGACGUCCUGCAGGCACCACAAGGCCCCUCCCGCCCUCCAGCACCGCAUCCCUGGAGCAGAGCGUGGGGCUGCUUGGCUGGAACUUGGGGUGGCCGGGGUCUCCUUGACAGUGGGCUGUCCCAGGAGCUCAGGGCCAGCCUGUUGCGACAGGCCCCUGGGGGGGUGGGGCCCGAGGCCGGCUGCAUGGCGCUGACCUCCGCUUCGAGCUUCCCGCCAGCUUCCCUGUCGUCUUGUCCCGGUGGUGGUGGAGCCCCCCAGCCUCGCCCUGCACUCUUAACCACAGGCUCCUCCUCCCUCCUCUCACCCCACAUAUGCAAUGACUUUAAUUUCAUUUUGUAGUUUAUUUUAACUCUUUGUAUCUCAACAUGAAGUUUAGUUGCAUAUACAGACACAGGCUUGGGAGGACAGGUCCUACGGCCUCUCUUCAUUGUAACAUGUUUUACUCACAAAUAAAACUCUUUACGCAGUUUCCUUGUCUAA